Messenger RNA from Lactuca saligna, 734 nucleotides. Lineage: Eukaryota; Viridiplantae; Streptophyta; Magnoliopsida; Asterales; Asteraceae. The record is from the annotation of a GenBank genome assembly.
AUUGAAGUAUCUUUACAAAAGGGAAAUGAAAAUGAGAUAUCUGUAAGGGACAACCCUUCUGGACCAAUGGUUCCAACUUACCAUCUAAAACACAAUCUAUCAAAAUUCACAAACCAAUUUCAGCUGAAAUCACUUAUUUCAAUCAAAAAACUCUUCUAUACAAAUCAUUUCAGUUCUAUUUAACUUGUACUUUCAAUUCCACAAUCACAAAAAUGCCUAUGCAAACAUUAUCCAUCUGCACUAUACACCCACCUCUCGCUACCUUAUCCGCAUUCACAAAAACCCUAGAAAAUCCCUCAAUUUUCACUCUCAGAACCCCUCACAAGACAACAAACAGAAGCAGCAAUUCUUACAAAAGGAUAACUGUAUUUGCUGUUAAAGGCGAAGAAGAACAAUCAACUCCCUCAUGGGCUAAACCGGACUCCGAUGAACCACCGCCAUGGGCUCGUAAUGAAACCCAGCAAACUUCAUCUUCAUCCUCUUUCGAGCCCCCAUUCUUCGUCUACUUGCUCGCCUCUGCUAUCACCGCCAUUGCCGCUGUUGGAUCUGUUUUUGAGUAUGUGAAUCAAAAACCCGUUUUUGGAGUAUUGAAUUCCGAUAGCAUAUUUUACGCACCAGUGCUUGGAUUCUUUGCGUUUACUGGUGUUCCAACUGCUGCAUUUCUUUGGUUUAAAUCUGUUGAAGUUGCAAAUAAGGAGGCAGAGGAACAAGAUAGAAGAGAUGGUUAUCGCUAG